CUCCGUGUUUGAGGGGACGAGGCGGAGGUCGGCGUCGCAAUGAUGCCGCUGCCGUUCGGGUUGAUGAGGGCCGGCCGGGUGGCGGUGCGGGCCGGCAGCUGGGCCAGGGCCAGCGGGGGGGUCUCCUCCGGGCCGGUCAGCCUGUCGGUCAGCCCGCUGAAGAGCCUGGCGGACGAGCCGCUGUCGAUCCGGGUGGCGGGGCUGGGCCCCCUCCAGGCCGUCACCCUGCGGGCCCAGGUGCUGACGGAGCGGGGGAACCUGUUCGACUCGUGGGGCCAGUACCGGGCGGACGGCGACGGGCGGCUGGACAUGAGCCGCUCGCCCUCGCUGGGCGGUGGUUACCGGGGCGUGGUGCCCAUGGGCCUCCUGUGGACCCUGUCCCCCUCCCCCAUGGAGCAGCCCUACCAGCAACUCCGCAAGGACAAACUGACCCGCCCCAUGUAUGUCGACCUGUGUGUCCACUCCGGCCACAACGGCUCGGUCACCAUCCCCGGGCCGCUCCUGGUCAAGCAGAGGAUCGAGAGGUGGUACAGCAAACCCGGGGUCCGCCACGGCAGGAUCAGGGAAGGCAACCUGAGGGGCAGCAUCUUUCUCCCCGCAGGGGAUGGCCCCUUUCCUGGAGUGAUAGAUCUUUUUGGAGAUGAUGGUGGUUUGACUGAGUUUCGAGCCUGUCUCCUUGCAAGCCGAGGCUUUGUUGCUCUUGCCCUCCCUUACUUUGGCUUUGAGGAUCUACCAAUGAUCUUGACAGAUAUUCAUUUAGAAUACUUUGAAGAGGCUGUGAAUUACCUACAGAAACAUCCAAAGGUGAAGGGACCUGGUAUUGGAGUAAUUGGGUCUUCAAAAGGUGCGGAUUUGGCUCUGUCAAUGGUCACAUUUAUACCACAAGUGGUGGCAUCCGUUUGUAUCUCUGGCUGUAAUGCAAACACUCUGUCGGACCUGCAUUAUAAAGAUAUGCAUCUCCCCAGCUUGCGUUACGAUGUAGAUCGCCUGAUUGUUUUGGACUCAGGAAUUCUAGAUGUAUCUGAAACACUUAACCUCAACACAAAGAAAGACAGCAUUAUCCCACUGGAAAAAGCUGAGGGACACAUCUUGUUUGUGGUAGGAGAGGACGACAAGAUCUGGAACAGCAAGCUCUUUGCUGAGGAAGCAAUAAAAAGACUGAAAAAACAUGGCAAAGACAACUAUGAGCUCCUCAGUUAUCCAGGAGCUGGGCAUUGUAUUGAACCUCCAUGUUCUCCAUUUCGUUUUGCCAUGAUUGACCGGUUGUUUGGACUUCCAGUGCUGUUGGGAGGAGAGGCAAUAAAACACUGCUAUGCUCAACAAGACUCUUGGCAAAAGAUUCAAGACUUCUUACAUUUACAUUUAUGUUAAAGUGAAUUAGAUUUAACAAGAUUCCUCUUUACUCACCAUAUGUUAUUUGGUGUGUUAAAUUCUGUAUUAAAUUGCACACAUUAUUUAAUGUGAAGAACCAAAUGUGAGGAGUACAAUCUUAACACUUUUAGAAACUUAACAUUCUUGAUCACCAAUGACAUUACCGUUUGGGUGAGAAUGGAAGUCUUUCCAAAAA
Carcharodon carcharias (great white shark) is the source of this 1567-nucleotide messenger RNA. Its product is annotated as acyl-coenzyme A amino acid N-acyltransferase 1-like. The record is from RefSeq and is a predicted model, not a curated record. Bases 40 to 1371 code for a protein of 443 amino acids. Lineage: Eukaryota; Metazoa; Chordata; Chondrichthyes; Lamniformes; Lamnidae. Gene Ontology annotation, biological process: fatty acid metabolic process; acyl-CoA metabolic process. Gene Ontology annotation, molecular function: fatty acyl-CoA hydrolase activity. The transcript is spliced from 3 exons.